AUGCUUUCUGAUUCUUUGAGCUGGAUUCGUUCACCAUUUGAGAAUAUAGUCGGCUGCGUCGAUUCUUUCAAUGUCAGCAGUGUUCCCCCGUUUCUCCGCCUCGAGGGAAAUAUUGUUGAGGAAGCACUGGGACGUGGACUAUCCACCGAUGAUUCCUUCACCGUCAGCAAUGAUUCCCCAUUUCUUUCUCUCCAGGGAAAUAUUAUCGAGGAAUCACCAACUCGUAAAGUUUCCAUCGAUGAUUCCUUCCGUGACAGCGAUGGUUCCCCAUUUCUUGAUUUCGGAGGAAAUAUUGUGGAAAAACUACUAGGUCGUGCAGUUCCCGCCGAUGAUUCUUUUAAGGUUAGCAGUGACCCCUCGAACAACUGUGAUUUCCCGUUUCUUGGUCUCUGGGGAAAUAUUGUCGUGGAAUCACCGGAUCGUGAAGUGCCCACCGAUGAUUCCUUCAGCGUCCGAAAUCGCCCUCCGUUUCUUCGCCUCGAGGGGAAUGUUGUUGAGGGUUUGCCGAUUUCUGGAGUUUCUACCGAUGACUUCGUCAGUCCUAGUAGUGAUUCCGCGCUUUCUGGCGCUCCUGUUCGGAUUAUCGAAGAAUUUUUCACAAUUAUCUUCUCACCGGAAUCUGUGUAG
Gongylonema pulchrum is the source of this 627-nucleotide messenger RNA. NCBI's taxonomy places the organism in Eukaryota, Metazoa, Nematoda, Chromadorea, Rhabditida, Gongylonematidae. The record is from the annotation of a GenBank genome assembly.